AUGCAUGCGGAACAAUCGGGCCGCGUGGCGCAGUGGAUAACGCGUCUGAGUACGGAACAAGAGAAAACACUUUCGGAUCCUGCCGUGGUCGACACUUUUGUCCAGCUCCAUUUCAUCGCAUUGCCUGCUUCGUCUGAAAAUUUUCGGCAUCCAUUCAAGAGCGAGCAGUUAGAGAAGCCAUGCUAUGUAGUAGUAUUAAUCGGGCCGCGUGGCGCAAUGGAUAACGCGUCUGCCUACUUAGCAGAAGAUUUCAGGUUCGAGUUCUGCCGUGGUCGACACUUUUGUCCUGUUCCAUUCCCUCUCAUUGCCUGCUUCGUCUGGGAAUUCUCGGCAUCCAUUCAAGAGCGAGCAGCUAGAGAACCCAUACUAUGUAGUAGUAUUAAUCGGGCCGCGUGGCGCAAUGGAUAA
Messenger RNA from Angiostrongylus costaricensis, 408 nucleotides. NCBI's taxonomy places the organism in Eukaryota, Metazoa, Nematoda, Chromadorea, Rhabditida, Metastrongylidae. The record is from the annotation of a GenBank genome assembly.